AUGGUUAAAACCAAAAAUCAAAAAUCCAAACCUAAUAGACAAGCGAAGCAAUCACAUAGUAAAAAACGUGGAAAGGAAAAUGAUAUAUCUCAAUUUCGGGCUCAGCUAGAUGUCUUGGGGUUGAAAAUCAUUCAAGUGACUGCCGAUGGUAAUUGUUUCUUCAGGGCAUUGGCUGAUCAACUGGAAGGCGACGAGGAUGAAUACAAUAAGUACCGGGGUAUGGUAGUCGAAUUUAUCAGGAAUAAUCGGGAAAGGUUUGAGCCCUUUAUUGAAGAUGAAGUGCCAUUUGAUGAAUAUUGCAAGUCCAUGGGCGAGGAUGGCACUUGGGCAGGACAUAUGGAACUGCAAGCUGCUUCUCUUGUCACUCAUACUAACAUAUGCAUUCACAGACACAUGUCACCUCGCUGGUACAUACAAAAUUUUGAUAAACGUGAAGCUCGGAUGAUUCAUCUUUCUUAUCAUGACGGAGAGCAUUACAAUAGUGUUCGAUCUAAGGAUGACACUUGCUCUGGACCAGCUAGGCCAUUUGUUAUCAAGGCUGAUUCAGAUCUUUCGGUCAUGGCUAAUCAAGCAAAAGUAGCUGCCACAAAGUCUCAAAGGGAAGCUGGCACGAAAACUAUUCAGGAAGAAUCUAUCAAAAUAAUAAAGGCUGGAAGUGGAUGUGAAGAUGCCAGACAGAUCGAACAGGUUUUGCUACAUGUGGGUGGUGAUGUUGACACUGCAAUAGAAUUUCUUAUAGCAGAACAAGGACCUGAUGAUCACAUAGUUGGCAAUGACAAAAUUUCUUGUCCGGUAGAAAGCUCUUAUGCUGACCAUCCGGAUGAGGACUGUGAACAGAACAAAUUAAAAAUUGAAGACUCGGAAUGCAAACAGUUUUUACCUUGCAAUGAUAUGGAAGAAGAGAACAGCUCUCAACAUGAUGAUAAGAAAGUUCCAAGAAACAAGUCAUGCCCAUGUGGUUCGAAAAAGAAAUACAAAUCUUGUUGUGGAACAGUUUCUGCUAAAUCUUCUGCGAGAAUUGCAGUAAACCGACCAGUUGAGCAAGGCAAGAGCCGAAAAGACAGAAAGCAAUUUAAAAAAGGUUUAUCAUUAACUGAUAUGCACGGGUUUGCAAUUUAA
Fraxinus pennsylvanica is the source of this 1119-nucleotide messenger RNA. NCBI's taxonomy places the organism in Eukaryota, Viridiplantae, Streptophyta, Magnoliopsida, Lamiales, Oleaceae. The record is from the annotation of a GenBank genome assembly.